AAACCAGUAUCACUGUUCACUUAAAUAAAACAUCUUUUAACUUUAAUUAAACUCGAUCAAAUUCAUUCACUAAAAAACCGCAUUGUGUACAAUGGAGCAUUUGUGUAUUAAAGGAAGACAGUGAUAGACAGUCGAAUGAUGAUUAUUGCGGAGGAGCAAACAGAGUUUUUAACGACUAUUAUAGGCUUACACUAAAUUAUUUGAACAUUUACUAAAUUAAUGUUGUCAUGGCGACUAACAUGACUAAGGAAGAAGAUAAUUUUCUUCGCAUUGUUUACUUAAAUUACCGAGUAGGAACAACAGCGCUAAGGAGGUAUUUUGACAGUGUUCAUCCUAAUUUGCAAUCAGAUUUGUCAUCUUCAUCAAAUAAGGCAAUACUUUCAAACCUGCACAAACCACCCAAAGGGCAAAGGAAAGUAUUGUAUCAGGAACAAUGGAAUACUUUAUACCCAUCAUCAGGGUCACCUGUAGUUUCCUCUGCCGAUUUAGAUGUUACGUUGAUGGUUUGUCUUCUACGAAAUUUGCCACCAUAUAUCACACCACCGAAUGCUGGAUUUGAUGCUCUACCACAGUCAACUGAUUCGUCCCAUGGUGCACACAUAGCACGGAUAAAAUAUUAUAAAAAUUUCAUUGUUUCGCAUUCAAAAGACGGCAAACUAUCAGAUACAGAUUACAAUAGAAUAUGGAUCGAAUUGGAAAUGGCGAUCCAUGGUUUGGGAAAUCACCAAGAUGUUACAGAUGCAGCUGAUGCAAAAUCUAAAAUUUUGGACUACAAAGCACUUAAAGAACUUGUUUAUGUUGGUCUCAGUAUUCACCGUAAUCUCAAAAGAUUGAAUGACCAAAGCAAUGAACUAGCGGUGCAUUUUUCAAAAAUAACAAAGCUAGAAACAACUGUUCAAAAUAUAGAAAAAGAAACAGAAGGACAUUCAGAUCUAAAAGAGAAAAUAAAGAAAAUUGAAAUUGACCAGGAAGAAUGUAUACCAACGAGUAUUAGAGAUCAAACUGAAAUACAAUUAAAAGACUGGGGAAAAAGGAUGAGAUGUUUGUGACUACACGAGCAAGUGAUUACGUCAUCGAGUGUUUACAGAGCAACAAUUGUUUGACUUUAACUGGCCCAUCAGGAGUAGGGAAAUCUUUCAUUGCAAGACAUACAUCACUAGUUUUACAAAAGAACGGGUACAACAUAAUACCAGUGAUAAAACCAGAGGAUAUCAGAAAUUAUUAUCAACCUGGUAAAAAGACAGUCUUCAUUGUGGAUGAUAUAUGUGGAAAUUUCACUGCCAACCAACAACAGAUUCAGAGCUGGAAAGAAAUGUUACCUGUGAUAAACACAGUUAUUGCAGACAAAUAUUGUAAGAUUAUUGUAUCUUGUAGGCUACAAGUAUAUAAAGAUGAUAGGUUCAAUAUAUUAGUACCUUUUAAAUCAUGUGAAUGUAAUUUAAUGUCAGAUAAGUUAUGUCUUACAUCUGUAGAAAAAAAUAAUUUGAUAAAAACGUAUACUCGUUUUUGCAUAAACGAUAUUGAUAGGUUAUCACAGAAUUGUGAAUUUUUUCCACUUUUAUGCUCUUUAUAUCAUGAGGGGAAACAUGGAGAUGUUAAAGAAUUUUUCAAAAAUCCAUUUAUUAUCUAUCAAAAUGAACUAGAUAAUUUAAGACGUUGUGGUGAUGAAGGAAACUAUAAAAUAUGCAGUCUAUGUUUAUUAGUUCUCUUUAAUAAUAAACUGAAUGAAAAAUGGUUCAAAGGAAAAGUUACAAAUGAGCAACGAUAUCUCAUCGAAGACACAUGUGGAGCUUGUAGAUUAAACAGAAGUACUUCUAAGGAAGAACUUAAAGAGGCCCUUCAUACUAUAGAUGGUACAUUUGUACAUAAACAGAAUGGUAUAUAUAGAACUGUACAUGAUAAAUUGUUUGACUUCCUUGCUCAUUUCUUUGGUCAGAAAAUGAUUGAAUGCUUAAUAGACCAUGGUGAUAGUGAUUUAGUACAUGGACGGUUUAAAUGGAGGAAAUCACCAGAUGACAAGAACAGAAAUAAAGACUUCAUUAUUGAAAUACCAGAUGAUUAUUUAGAAACAUAUUUAGAAAGGUUUGUAAAUCACUUGACAGCAGGAAAGAUAGGAGUUGUUUUCGGUAACAACAAUAUGAAAGAACCAUUAUUUAGACAAAAGCUAUUAGAUCACUUAAAACAACUGGACAAAUCACAACAAGUAACAUUGGCCAAUGCAUAUGAUACACAUUCACCAAAGGAGAUCUAUGAAUCAGGUAGUACUCUAUUGAUAUUGGCAUGUGGUUAUGGUUAUACUGAUAUGGCACAGUGGGUGUUACAUAAUAAUGUUGAUGUGGACCAGUGUAGAGAUGAUGGAGCUACUGGGCUGAACAUGGCAAGUCAGGAAGGACAUACUGAAAUUGUAAAGUUGCUAUUAGAGAAAAAACCUAAUAUUGAUAUAUGUGACAAUAAUGGUUGUAGUCCCCUGAACAUGUCAAGUCAAGAAGGACAUACUGAAAUUGUAAAGUUGUUGUUAGAAAGGAAUCCUAUUAUUGAUCUAUGUGGCAAUAAUGGCUGUAGUCCUCUGUACAAGGCAAGUCAGAACGGACAUACUGAUGUAGUAAAGUUGUUGUUAGAGAGAGGUUCUAAUGUUGAUCUAUGUGCAAAUGAUGGAUGUAGUUCACUGAGACAGGCAAGUCAGAAUGGACAUACUGAUAUAGUUAAGUUGUUGUUAGAGAGAGGUUCUAAUGUUGAUCUAUGUGCCAAUAAUGGAUGUAGUCCACUGAGACAGGCAAGUCAGAAUGGACAUACUGAUAUAGUAAAGUUGUUGUUAGAGAAAAAACCUAAUAUUGAUAUAUGUGACAAUAAUGGCUGUAGUCCUCUGUACAUGGCAAGUCAGCAAGGACAUAUUGAUAUAGUAAAGUUGUUGUUACAGAGAAAUGCUAAUGUUGAUCUCUGUAACAAGAGUGGAUGUAGUCCUCUGAGACAGGCAAGUCAGAAUGAACAUACUGAAGCAGUAAAGUUGUUGUUUAAGAAGAAUCCAAAUAUUGAUCCAAGUGGCAAUAAUUGUGGUAGUCCGCUGAAUAUAGCAAGUCAGAAGGGACAUACUGAAAUAGUAAAGUUGUUGUUAGAGAGGAACCCCAAUAUUGAUCUAUGUAACAAUGAAGGUUGUUGUCCCCUGAACAUGUCAAGUCAGAAGGGACAUACUGAAAUUGUAAAGUUGUUGUUAGAAAGGAAUCCUAUUAUUGAUCUAUGUGGCAAUAAUGGCUGUAGUCCUCUGUACAUGGCAAGUCAGCAAGGACAUGUUGAUAUAGUUAAGUUGUUGUUACAGAGAAAUGCUAAUGUUGAUCUCUGUAACAAGAGUGGAUGUAGUCCACUGAGACAGGCAAGUCAGAAUGGACAUACUGAUAUAGUAAAGUUGUUGUUAGAGAAGAAUCCCAAUAUUGAUCUAUUUGGCAAUGAUUACCGUAGUCCGCUAAAAAUAGCAAGUCAAAAUGGACAUACUGAAAUUGUACGUCUACUGUCAGAGACUAAUCCCAAUGUUGAUCUAUGAAACGAUGAUCUUUUUUAAUAUUUUGUUGUUUGCCUUUUUGCUUGAAAUCUGUUCCUAUUUCUUACUUCUGUAUGUAUUUGAUAUCUUCUGCUAUUCAUCCCACAAUGUCUGUCUCUGUUUGGUUUUUACUGCCAUUCACCCCAUUACUUCUGUCUAUGCUUUUUAUCUACUGUUAUUCGUCCUAUUAUUCAUGUCUCUGUUUGAUAACUUCUGAUAAUUAACUGAUUACUUCUGUCUCUGUUCAAUAUCUACUGUUAUUCAUCCCUUUACGUCUGUCUCUGUUUGUUAUCUACUGCUAUCCAUGCCAUUACUUCUGUCUGUUUGAUAUCUGCAGCUAUUCAUCCCGUUACUUCUGUCUCUUUUUACUGUCUACAACUAUUUAUCAUAUUAUUUCUGUCUCCGUUCGAUAUCUAUUUCUUUUCAUUCCAGUACUUCUGUCUCUGUUUGAAAUCUACUGAAAUCCAUUCUAUUACUUCUGUCUCUUUUUGAUAUCUACAGCUAUCUAUGUAAUAUAAUCACCAGAAACAGAAGGAACAUAUUUGACAUGCUUUAGAUACCACCUGUUUUUACCUGUUUUGUACAAAUAUGAAUUCAAUGUCCCGAAUGAAUUCAGACGUAAUACACUGUUCACUAAUAUGAAGUACUAUUUAAUGUUAAUUUAUAUGUUAUUUCAAUUGUAAUGUUGUUGAAUUACUGUCUAAAUAGAGCCUCUUCUUCAUAUUGUCAUUUUAAGACUUAUUUAUGUUUAAUUUAAUGUUGAUUCCUACUCUGCAUUUUAUGCAUAAUACUCAAAAUAAUUAAGUUGACAAAUGCUGCUAUGAUUGUCAUUUUACGAUUAUUGUUGGGGUUUUUUGGCGAUCAUUGUUGAUUCCUGCGUAUUAAGGAUGUUUGCUACAAUGUUUAAAAAAAGUAAGAUAUUGGUAAAACUGUUAUAAAAAGUAUAUAAAUAACAGAACAAAAUAAAAGCAACAACAAAAAAUGAAAGGUGUGUGUCUUUUAUUUAGAAAUUAAAUUUAUUGAAAAUUUUAAGGGGAAUGUUUCCCUCUAGAUUGUUUUUCUUCAUUUAACAUAAAUAUUUUAUUUUCAAAAACUAUGAAAAAAUUACAAUGAUUUCAUAAAAGUUUCAAACAUGGGUUUGUUUUUUUAAUGAAUUACUGUUUAUUGCUAUAAUGUGUUAUUAGGAAUGAUAUAUACUGAUUUUACUAUUUUGUAUUGUUACAAAAGAUAUAAAUCGUUUAUAUUUGUAAUACAUUAUUAUUUUUUAUAUCGAAAAAAUAACGAUAAUAGAAAUAUUUAUUAGUUGUAUAUUCAAAUGAUGUUUUUAACUUCUUUCUGUUAAUUUAUUAUCAAUAUAUAUAUCAACAGUGAAAAAUGAUAUUCUUUUAACUGGCAAAAUAUUUAUGAAAAUUAUCUCUCAUAGAUAAAUGCAUGUUUGCACCUGUCCUAAGUCAGGAAUCUGAUUUACAGUAGUUGUCGUCUGUUUAUGUAGUUCAUACGUGUUUCUCGUUUCUCGUUUUUAUAUAGAUUAGACUGUUGGUUUUCCCGUUUGAAUGGUUUUACACUAGUAAUUUUUGGGGCCCUUUAUAAAACAAAGAGAUCACACCAGGGAACCAGUACGUAAACAAAAUUAAUUAUCUAUGAAUAUUAUAUAUCUCCCAAAAAGAGGCGUGGUUUGAGAAACAGCUGUAUUUACAAAGUGCAACCUAUAUCAUGCCGUUCGGUGUGAGCAAAUGCUCCGUGUUGAAGGCAGUACCUUGACCUAUAAAGGUUUACUUUUAUAAAUUGUUACUGGGAUGGAGAGUUGUCUCAUUGGCCCUCAUACCUAUAUCUAUAUUAUGUUGAUUAUAAAAGUUAACUAUAUUAAGAUUACUUUAUUUUUUUAGAUUUCAGUUUAAUUUUCUAGAAUAAAUUAAAAAUCUAUGCGACAGUUUUUACUCCUUUUGCAAAUAUGUAAUUGUAAUCAUCCAUUUGACAGUUGUUAUCCAUUCUAUUUAUGUGUUUGACCUUUUGAUUUUGCCAAUAGAUAUGUGAAUUUCUGUGUUCAAUUUUUCUCUGAGUUCUGUAUUGUUGCAUAUUUCUUUUUGGUAUUUAAUGAUAAUUUUGAAAUUUAUAGAUAUAUAAGCUGAAUGAGCUUCUGUUUGUUAAAGCUAUUUUUUUUCUGUACAUAUUAAGUAAAAAUGUAAUGUUUUGUUUGAAAUAAGAUUGUUUGGUAACCUAAGAUGAUUUAUGUUGUAAAUAGUAGGAUUUAAAAAAGAAGUAGUCCAGCCGUUUUUGAUAAUGGACUUAAACUGAUUGGCAGUGAUUUGUAAGAGAGUGAUUAUUACUAUUAUGUUUUAAUGAGUACCACAUACUUUAAUAAGGGAGUGAUUUCUUUAAAAAGAAUGUUCAAGAUAUUUAUACUACUUUUGUUUUUUUAGAUUUCAGUGUAAUUUUAAAGAAAUUUAUGUGACAGUUUUUACCCUUUUUGCAAACUGUCAAAAUCGAAUUUGUAUUUGAUAUUUGAGAUAAAGGAUUCAAUUAUUUUAUUCUGUAAUUGCAAUCAUCCAAGUGUUGGUCUUUAACAUCAAUUUAAUGAAAUUAUUUGAUAGAUAAACUGAAGAAACACCUUUUAGUCAAAGCUGUUAUUUCCAUUGUAGCUUAAGUAAAAAGGUAUUGGUUCUAUUAUGAAUUUUAUGUUUUAAAUAGUACAAUUUAAAACGAGGAUGUCCAUUUCUGUGGAAGAAGGACUAAAUUUGAUUUGGCAAUCAUUUAUUUAACGAUUGUCAGGAAAAAAACAAUAAUAAAAAAAGAAAAUAAAUUCUUUUCAAGUAAAAAUGUUUUUCUUUUGAGGUCAUUCAAUUCGUUAUUGUCAGGUAAAACAAUAUAAAAGAAGCGAGUUAGUUUGUAAAAAAAAUUGAAUAUAUGGCAUUGCAAAGGGAAUGAUUAAGAAAUUAGAUAUUGGUUUAGGAACUGCAAAAUUACAUUAUAUAUAAGACGUUUAAUGAAAAGAAAAAUAAUAGAAACUAAGGCUCUGUUAGGGAUGUUCACUUCUUUAUUUCCAAGUAACAAGCUUUUAAAAGACUGUUAUAAAUUGAUAGAAUAUAAAUAAGGGAUUUCAAAAAUUAGACGAAAAGUCUGUAUUCUAAUUUCUGAAAUAUAAUCCUUUGAAAAUGUGGCGUGAAAUGAUUCUCACUAGAUUUUUUUAUACAUUUUACAUUGGGACCUUUUUCUUUUUAAAAACUAUAUGAAAAAAAAUAA
Molecule: messenger RNA, 6772 nt
Organism: Mytilus californianus (California mussel)
Lineage: Eukaryota; Metazoa; Mollusca; Bivalvia; Mytilida; Mytilidae
Product: ankyrin-3-like
Exons: 6
Coding region: 1040-3535 (831 amino acids)
Molecular function (GO): protein binding
Source: RefSeq, a predicted model, not a curated record